GACGGCACUGACGGCCGCGGGACUCCCGCACUGUGACCGCCACCGCCCGCCCGCCGGCACCAGGGCCCGAGGGCACCAUGACCCUGCUCAAGCUGUCCCUCAUGGCCUUCAGCUUCGUCUUCUGGGCAGCAGGGCUGACCAUGCUCAUCAUCGGCCUCUGGGCCAAGGUGUCUCUGGGCAGCUACCUAGCACUGUCGGCCAGCGACUAUCCUAGCGCCCCCGCCAUCCUCUUAGCCACCGGCGCCGCCGUCAUCAUCUGGGGCUUCCUGGGAUGCUUCGGCGCCGCCACGGAGCACCGGGGGCUCCUGCGCGCCUACAGCGCGUUCCUGACGGCCGUGCUGGCGGCCGGGCUGGCGGCCGGGCUCUCCGCGCUGCUGUACCGCCAGACCCUGGCGCAGGGCUUCCAGGACGGGCUGCGCCAGGCGCUGCUGGCAUAUGGGGAAGACGAGAGGGUGGCGGACAGCCUGGACGCGCUGCAGCGCGCCUUGUCCUGCUGCGGGGUGCUCAGCUACCGCGACUGGCUCGCCUCGCCCUGGGGGCUGGAGCAGAACGGGUCGGUGCCGCUCAGCUGCUGCCGGGCCCGCCGGGGUUGCCAGCGCAGCCCUCCCGACCCUCGCAGGCUGCACCGCGACGGCUGCUUCGCCAAGGUGUCGGCCUUCGUCGGCAGCAACAUGUCUUACGUUGCCACCGCUGCCCUGGGGCUGGCACUGCUGCAGCUCAUCGGCAUUGUGCUGGCCUGCUUGCUGGCUGCCCGCGUCUCUGCAGGCCUGCUGGGCACCACCACCCCUCGCUGAGAUCACCCCACUCCUGCCCCUUGUCCCUUCCAGCUCCCUUCUUUCCCCCAGAACUGAGUGCACCCUACUGGGAAAAUCCACUUCCUUCUGAGCAUCCUCCUCCAGGCUCCAUUUCUCCUCUGGAGCCCAUGUCAGGUGUGUGUCAGCGCUAUGGGCAUCUCCACAGCCCUUCGGAAGGGAAGGUGCUGGGAAGGCACCUCCUGGCCUGGCCGUGUCCUACUGCUCCACUGGAGCCUCUGGACUGUUUCUGCAGAGAGUGGUGGCAGCAUGGACAGACAUCACUCUCUGGGGCAGCAGGGACACCUGGGGCAAGGCUGACUGGUUUUCUGGGUGAUGUAAAUACCCAAGACACUGAAAUGUGGGCCGGGAAAGAGGAGAGGGUUUGGAAGAGCAAGAGAGGUGUCUCUCAACAUUACACCAUAUGAGUACUCCUCUGAGAUGAGGAAAAUGAUGUUACUGGAAAACUGCUGGAGUACACGAGGGGCAGGUCUGGUCCAGGGGCAUCCAGGUAGCCAUGCCAGAAACUGACACUGGGAGCUGCUUGAGGGACUGUCCGGCGUCAUGCACCCCAUUACCGCCAAGAUUUUCCACCUUUGCUAUGAGGGGAUUCAAGCUGCCAUGGGUGGUUUUCCCGCUGUGGUGUAUUCAAUGCUCAUCUCGAUCUAAAGGUGGAGCUACAGUUCCGUUACUCCCUCCUUCAGGAUGUGCCUGUCCUCUUAGCCAGUGCGGCACCAGUUAUAUCUUUGCAGGGAUGCAAAGACCUUAAAUGCAGGUCCCUGCCAUUCAAGAAGAUGGCAAAAGCUGUAGGAUCAUAUCUGACGAGGGAUGGCAAGAGAAGGGAAGGGCUCCUUGCCCUUCAGAAGUUUCUUUUGGACUUUUGCAGUGAACUUCAGGCACAAAGACAUGCCCUUCUUACCCAGCAAACUAGGGAGGAAAGAUGUCAGAAGGGAACCAAGAACCACAAAGGAACUCCAGGAUGUGGCAUCUUUUAGGAACAUGACUAGCAAAGCUGUGAAAAAUGGGCAAAUGCCAACAAAUACAAGCAGGGCAAGAAAUCUUAAGUGAAAAAGAUGACUGAUAGCUUCAUGGGAGGAAUGGUGUAACCUUGGGGAAAAGGGGAUUGACAGAGUCCCUUUCUUCAGAUAUUAGGUGGCUGUUUAGCUAUGAAAAUCACGUUCUAGAUAAAGAGUGCAAUGUGAACAGCCUUCUGAGUUGUUUGGAUAUUCGUCUGUACAGCUGAACCCUAGAAAUGUGUUGGAAAUCUCUCUUCAUAGAGAAAACAAUGCUUCAUUUUUAGGGCUGAUGUUUAUUGUUUAUUAUUUACAUAAUGUAUUUUUUAUUUUUGUUUGUAAA
Empidonax traillii (willow flycatcher) is the source of this 2147-nucleotide messenger RNA. Its product is annotated as tetraspanin-7-like. Lineage: Eukaryota; Metazoa; Chordata; Aves; Passeriformes; Tyrannidae. The coding region runs from base 78 to 794 and encodes 238 amino acids. The record is from RefSeq and is a predicted model, not a curated record. Gene Ontology annotation, cellular component: membrane. The transcript has 2 exons.